GCUCAUGCAGCUGUCAGUCACAGAGAAAUCAUUGAGGGCUGGAAGCCUUUCCUUGUACCUGAUUGGCGGAGUCCUCACGGUUGGAAGCCAUGACAACGCGAAUGGACGUAAAGUAUUUCACCUCCCGCCUCCUGAUUGGCUAGCUGUCAACGUUCACCCCGCCCUCCCAGAUCAGCCGGAAGAUGGGUGACGCGCAGCCAGGACUGCUAAAUCAUGGCAACAUUUAUGGAACGGUUGUCUUUUCUGCAGAAAAUCCCCACCCUGAUGAAGGCCACAGCAGAUGAUGAAAGCCCCUGUCCUGGCUACCUCUUCCAGGAGGUUGGAAAAAUCUGCCACGAGUCAUCGGGUUAUGGCCAGUGUUUGCUGGAAUAUCUCCUAGAGAGGCUACAGGUGGAGUCGUGUCACGUCAAACUGAAGGUGCUGAAGAUCUUUAUCCAUCUGUGCGGACAUGGCUCCAAGCACUUCCUCACGGAGCUCAGAAGGAACUCCACCUUCAUCCAGCAGGCUUCAAUCUACAGCGGCGCUCCUGAUCCGAUCCACGGCACAGCCCUAUACCAGAAAGUGAGGAGUGCGGCACAGGAAGUGGCCUGCUUACUUUUCACGGAUGCAGUUUCCACCAAAGGUUGCAUCACUCCGCUCAGCAUUGGCCCUGCAACAAUGGGAAUGGGAUCAUUGGGGUCCCAAAGGUUGGGGCUGCAGGGCUUUGGGUACAGUCCAGGGAAGCAGGCGACAGGCAGUGACUCCCUGCUGGAUAAAAUCCAGAAGGCUGCUGAGGUAGUUGCCAGCGCCGUCCUUCCCCCGACUGAAAGCCAGGGCAUCCGCCUGCACGAGAACCAUUACCGAGCUGUUGUGGCGCCCUCUGCACCCAUAGAGGUCGCUGUGCCAGCCUGCGCCUACAACCUGCCCACGCGCAGACCGAAAGCGACCCUACGAUGCCCAGGCCAGGUCGGGGGUGGUUGGGAAGAGACGGACAGCAGCAACAGCUCCUCUCACAACUCUUCUCAGGACAUGGCCACCAACAGCAGGGCGUCUGCGGGCAGCAAAUCAGCUGGUACCAGGAGCCAAUCAGGAGGCAGCAGAGAAAGUAACGGGGACCUCUGUGAUCGGACCGAAGCGUUGCAGCUGGGGGACUGUGGCCAGGAGAUGGCUCUCAUCAACAGACUGACCGAAGGAUCCAAGGUCUUCCUGACCAGGGAGGAGAGCCAACACUUCCUUAAAGAGUGUUCGACCCUCAAUUGUGAGGUUGUGGUGGAGCUGCUCUCCAGCAAGCUUCAAGAUGUGUCUUACCCUGUAAAGAUGCGGGCUCUGUGUGCUGUUGCCUGCCUCAUGACCUCUGACCUUCUCGCUCUGGAGCAAACAUUCAGAGCCACUCAGCGCAGACUUUGCCAGCUCAGCGAGGGCCCUCCAGGACCUCUGGCGAACAAAGCCACCAAGAUCCUGCGGCAGUUUGAGGCUCUGAUGGGUGGACCGCUACACGCUGGCAGACAGGACGCGGCGCCCAGCAGCCAUCAGGCAACAUCUAAUCACUUUCUCCCGUCUGCAUACUUGGAGAGUUCACAGGCGACGGCCUCAGCUGACAGACACAACUCUGAGCCUCGUCGGCCUGAGCCGUCGUCCUCGGGCAUCGUCCAGCCGCAAAAUGCCCCUUUGUCCCCCUCCGGCCUGGAUGAGAGCUGGAGACGCUCGACUGGAGAGGAGGUGGACGAUUUGAGCAAAAAUGAGCUCCAGUCAGUUAGGACCGCUGGAGAUCCAAAGCUCAUCAGCGAAGGAGGUUCCUGUCUUUCCUCCGAACCACAGAGCACGCCGGCCAAUCAGAGCAGCCUGUCUCUGUUCAGCGGGAUGGAGCUGGUGACCAAGGUGGGGGCGCUGUGUGAAAGGGGCGCGCUGCACACAGAGUCGGACAAAACGGACGAGAGCUCAGAUGUGACUGAAACUGCGCGUAACUCUAAAUGUGUGAAGAAGACCUCUGUGGUGCGGAGUGAAAGCAGAGAGGACGCUCCGUCAGGUGGCAGUCCGCUCACAUCAGCGGAAAGCAAACCCGUGUCAGCUUUCUCCUUUCUCAACUCCUGACCACUUACAUGUUGAGGAUCUGAAGCUGUUGUAUGAUGAUGUCAAAUAAAUAUACUUUCAGAAAGGC
This is a messenger RNA of Fundulus heteroclitus (mummichog), 2137 nucleotides long. RefSeq names its product TEPSIN adaptor related protein complex 4 accessory protein (gene tepsin). Bases 214 to 2070 code for a protein of 618 amino acids. Lineage: Eukaryota; Metazoa; Chordata; Actinopteri; Cyprinodontiformes; Fundulidae. The transcript is spliced from 13 exons. The record is from RefSeq and is a predicted model, not a curated record. Gene Ontology annotation, cellular component: trans-Golgi network membrane.